AUGAAAAUGAGUAGUGGUUCAAAUCAGAGGACGUUGUUCCAGACUUGGGGUGGACCCGUCCCUCAAAACAAAGUUGUUCAACCGAACAAAGAGGACAAGAAAGCCGCUGGACGGCGCCGAACAAACCAAAGCAACCCUGCGCAGGCAACUACAACACAACCUCCUCAAAGUCGCCUAUGGGCUCAAAUAGGUCAGGGUUCCGCUGCCUCCACAGUGAACCCGGUGAGGACAGAGGACCCUAAACCGGCGUAUGAAGAUCAAGAUGACGACGAUGAUCUGAUGUUGGUCGCUGUUUAUGAAGCCGAAAAGAGCCUACACCAUGGCGAUGCAAACUAUCUUCAGUAUGACAAUCCUGUAGAAACAGAGAGCACCGGCCUCUCUCCCAUCCCGUCAGGUGGGCAAACAUACCCAGACUUCCCUGGCUUUGACAGCUCAGCAGCUCAGGUGUGGAUUUACCCCACCCACUAUCCCAUCCGGGAGUACCAGCUGAAGAUAUCAGAAGCUGCUCUGUUUCAGAACACACUAGUGUGUCUUCCCACUGGUCUGGGAAAGACCUUUAUAGCCUCUGUGGUUAUGUACAACUUCUACCGCUGGUAUCCAUCAGGGAAGAUUGUCUUUAUGGCCCCCACCAAACCUCUGGUGGCACAGCAGAUUGAGGCCUGUUAUAAAGUGAUGGGGAUCCCACAGGCACACAUGGCUGAGCUGACAGGCACAACAGCAGCAAAGCAUAGACAGGUGGUGUGGAGGACCAAGCGCGUCUUCUUCCUCACCCCUCAGGUCAUGGUGAAUGAUCUGUCGAGAGAAACCUGUCCUGCCCAGCAGGUCAAGUGUGUGGUGAUCGAUGAAGCCCACAAGGCGCUGGGCAACCAUGCCUACAGUCAGGUGAUCAGACAACUUGGCAGCCAGACUCUACAAUUCCGCAUCCUUGCCCUUAGUGCAACUCCAGGGGGAGAUACAAAGUCGGUGCAGUCAGUGAUCUCUAAUUUGCUCAUUUCCCACAUUGAGCUGCGUUCAGAAGAGAGCCCAGACAUCCAAGCCCAUUCUCACCAUCGCAGUGUGGGGAAAGUGGUGGUUCCUCUGGGAGAGGCCCUUUCUGCUCACCAGGUGCGCUACCUGCAGGUGCUGGAGAAAUUCAUGUCUCGCCUUGUCCAGAACCGGGUGAUGGCACACAAAGACCUGCGGACUCUCAGCAAAUACCAGAUCAUCCUCGCCAGGGAUCAGUUCCGCAAGAACCCACCACCAUGCAUCAAGGGUCCGCAGCAUGGGAUGCUGGAGGGCACCUUUGCCCUCUGCAUCACCCUGUACCAUGGCUACGAGCUGCUGAUGCAGAUGGGGCUCCGAUCGCUCUUCUUUUACAUCCAGGGAAUCAUGGACGGCUCCAAAGAUAUGUCCAGGUCAAGAAAUGAAUUGCAGAGGACCCCCGCCUUAGUGGACCUUUACCGUGAGAUGGAAGCUAUGUUUCUAAAGCCAUCUGCUGGUCCAGAUGAGCCCUUCAUUUACGGCCACCCCAAACUGGAGAAACUGGAGGAGGUGGUGUUGCAGCACUUCAGACAGUGGGCUAGGAGCUCAGCAGACAAUAAUGGUUCGGGUCCUCAGGAAGUAAGCACACGUGUGAUGAUCUUUUCAUCAUUCCGUGAGAGCGUACAGGAGAUCGCAGCCAUGUUGAACCGCCAUGCUCCGCUGAUAAAGGUCAUGACCUUUAUGGGCCAAGCCUCAGGGAAGGGAGUCAAAGGCUUCACCCAAAAGGAACAACUGGAGGUGGUGUUCAGGUUCCGUCAGGGAGGCUUCAACACACUGGUGUCGACCUGUGUCGGCGAGGAGGGGCUGGAUAUCGGAGAUGUGGACCUCAUUGUUUGCUUUGAUGCGCAGAAGAGUCCCAUCCGCCUUGUGCAGCGGAUGGGACGUACCGGACGUAAACGGCAGGGACGAAUUGUUGUUAUCCUGGCUGAGGGACGCGAGGAAAGGACCUACAACCAGAGCCAGAGCAACAAGCGCAGCGUGGACAAGUCUAUUAUCAGCAAAAAAAGCACAUUCCACAUGUACCCCAACAGUCCCCGCAUGCUGCCCGAUGGCGUGAACCCCACCCUGCAUAAGAUGCACAUCACCUGUGGGCAGUUUGACCAUCGGGAGAGUAGCAGACGAUCUGUCAGGGGUCGACGGUCCCACUCUGAGGGACAGGCCUCACUCAUCCACCCUCAAAACCUGAUUUGGCAGGGCAGGGCAACGUCAGACGGGUUUCUGAGCAGUACUGAAUAUAACCUCUGGGCGUCCACCAUGAGGCUGGAUGAACGUGAAGCUCAUCCAACCCUGAAACGAUCCAAUUUCAUGACCCUACCGGGUGAUCUACCACCUCAGGAGGAAGUUUCCAAAAGUGGACCACCGUCCAGAGAGCUAUCUUUGUGGGAGUGGAGACACUGGCAGCACAAAGCGCUUCCUACUAAUGUUGUUGAUCAUUCCCUCCGCUGCCACCACUUCAUUAAGGUGAUGGAGCUCGUAGACAGCAUGAGAGAGGAAAAUGAGGGGGAGUGUGGUUAUGAACAGGAGCUUAUUCCUUACCUCCACAAAGCGGAGGCUGUUGGCCAUGUGAAGAAAAGGCAGAAGAAACAGAAAGGCACAAAGACCUGCACUACAACUACCAACAACAAAGCCAAACCGUCUCACUCAACGCUGUCUGAUCUGGAAUGCAUUGACGAUGAAAGAGACUGGGAAAAGACACUCGGAAAGAACACAGUUUCCACAUUUGCUGAGGCAAAUCAAAGCCGUCCUGUUGAACAUGAUACUGAGGCGCCUUAUGAUAUCAUCACUGAUCACCCAGGACCUGAGGCAAUUUGUCAUCUUCUGUCUAACAAUAACUGUCCAGAAACUGACAUGGACGAUGAAUAUGCCGUUAUUAAUGAGGAUGUCGUAGAGUCAGAGCACACCGUUUCAGACAAAAUCACACAAUGUAUUACAAAAGUUGAUGAAGAGGAAGAUGUUGAACUUCAAGCCAUGUUCUACCUCCCUAAAUGGGAUUCAGCACCUCCUCCCUCCUUUGCUAAAUUUGUCCCAGGAAGAGAGCAGAGUCUCCAGGUUAUCCUUGCCAACGUGGCAGAGCUCCUGUCCCGAUCGCCACCGUCACCGACUGUAGAUUUAGAGUCCCACAUGGAUGCUCCAUCACUUCCUUCCUCUCCUCAGAGGCCUCAUCAGCCAUUUCAGGUCAACUUUACCCUGGAUGUAGAUGAUAACGAUGACGAUGAUGAAAUGAUAAGUUGCCAAGACGAUAGCCCCCUGAGGGCGGACACAGACAAGCCUCCAGUUGUUAAAGAGGAUAGUAAAAUGUAUCAUGAAUGGCCUCAUCGGGAUGAGCAGCAGAUCGUCAGCUGGGGCAGCAAAGCAGCAAAUAGUCCGACCUGGGAUGAAGUUUUUGGGGAGAAAGAGGGGAAUGACAAUCAUGAAGAUAAUAGCAGAGAGACAAGCAAUUACAAGGGAAUGAACAGUAAGAAUGAUGGCACAGCAGAGGAAAAAGAGAGUUGUUUGGACGAUGUUAGGAAUGAGGAAAUGCCUGCCUUAACACAUGGAGGUGGGAAAGACGACUCUCAGUGCAGAGCUCACAUGGACGUGAGCAUGGAUCUGUUUGGGGAUGACGAGGCCUUCUUGCAGAUCACCAUCCCGGACAUCUCCACUCCUGGCAUCACAGCCAGAACAUCCUCAAGUGCCGGAGACAUUGCUAAUAGCACUAAAAAGAUGUCCAAUGCUUCACACUCGCAUACCCCAACAAACCCAUUUAAAACUAUGCACACAAUUGGUAGAUUAAACACAGCGCACACAGAUGAUUUAGCACACACAACGCACAUAACUCAUACUCCACAUGCCAAGCUGAUAACUCAGAGCGCAAAUACCCAUAGCACUGCAGAGACUAAACGCACAGCAGCACCAAGUGAACCUGCAACAGGCAAAUCAAAAACGGACAUGGCAAUUACAGCUCAUUGUAAAUCUCCCACAAUUCCACAAAACACUGAGUCAAUUGACAGCUCCCACAACUACCUCUCUGUCAACUUUGACCUCGGCUAUUCACUUGAGGAUUCUGAUGAAGCGGAAGAAGAGGCUGUUCCUGCUCCAUGUAUGUUGACCUCUCCACAGCCUAAAAAGCAGGCUGACUCUACAGCGUCUUUUCCAGCCGUCUCCAACUCUUCGACUCCCUACAGCUUCCAUAGACAGAGAAUGCCUCCGCAGUCCAAUGGAUCCAGGUUAUCUACACCAAAACUGUUGUCAGGGCAGAGGAGGACAGAGGCGUCCUCUCCUCUGGCUCUGCCUUUGGUGUCUAAAGGGGGUGAACUACCAUCUCCAAUCCCAUCACAAGGAGUCAGGCGGAUGCUCAUGCCUGGCUACAACGGGCCUCACACCCCGUCUUCAGUCCCCAGCUUAAAACGGAGACGACUGGAGGAGAACUCCCCUCCUCAUCCAGGGGAGUGCGACAGUGACAGUGAGGAUGAAGUCUUGGUUCAUAAAAGAAGACAUCAGAACAAGGUCAAACUCUUGUCAUCCCCAGAAGUGUCAAAGCUCUCCAGUGAUGUGGACUCCCCGGUGGUUGUGAAGAGGAAACGCACAGUUGCUCUUAAUACUUCAGAUGAAAUGCAGGGCGAAGGUGUUUCUGAUGAUGAUUUCCAGAGUGAAUCUGGGUUCACGCGCAGAGCCACAUCCCACGGGGCCGAGAGGCAACGAGUCCAACGGGGCAAAGCCAAGCAGCCCGUAUGUCGAAAAGGGCGCCAGUUCCUGGAUGAAGAAGCAGAGCUGUCGGAGGAGGGGGCAGCCGUGUCAUCUGAUGAAGAGGAUGAAGAAGAACAGAACCAUUCUCUUGAAGGCUUUGUGGUUGACAACACACACUUCUCACAGGGACUGAAUGACUCAGAAAUGCAAUGUGUCUACCUGAAGUCAGUGAAAAGCCCUGCAGUCCAGGGAAAGUUCAAAAUGUCCUACAGAAAUCAUCACAACAUGGACAUAUUUUCUCAGGUGCCUGAGAUGGAUGAAACAUAUGCUGAGGAUAGCUUUGUGGUGGGAAGCGAGGUAGAAGAGGUGGGGAGCAGUGAAGAGGAAGCUGAAGACAUUGAAGACAUGCCCGAGGACUCGUAUGUGGAGGGGCGGAGGCAGUAUGCCACCAGACGGCGUGUUUUCCUGCACAAAGCCAGAGUCGGGGCCGGAGGUAAGCCUACAGCUGGAUCUGCACCAGAGCAGAGAGCUGGGGUGAAAACCAAGCUUGCCCGUGUCAUACGCAUUGAUGAUUCUAGUGAGGAGGAGACAGAGGAAGUUGGCAAAAAGAAAAGUCACACAACAGGAGGGGGUGUAGGUGUUCCCUUGUGGCCAAAAGCGGUACAGCCGAAGCCCAGCAGGCUGCAGCAGCAGAAACCCACUGCCUCAUUGUCUUCAUCCAUAGCAUCCAAGGUCUCAUUGCUGAGCAGGGCACAGAGGUGCUCAGUGAGUGAGGACCAGGAAAAGGAGAGGUGUCGCCAAAGGUUAGAAAAUCAGCAUUUGCUCUCUGAUGAACUAGACUUUGCUGAGUCAGAGUUGCUGUUAUCCUGCAAGAAACAACCCCAGGUCCAGGCACUCCCUGCCACCUCCUCGGUUCCACAGACGUCCUCCGCACAGGAUUCAUCAAUCCGUGAGCCCCCGGCUCCAUCCAGGCCUGUUUGCAUCCUGGUGGACAGUCGCUGCAUCAGUAGUGGAGUGGAGCUGAUGACCAGCCUCCGUCAGCGCCACGCAGCCACUGUUCACAUUUGCUCACUGGACGGCAGCUACUUCAUUGUCAGCAACCGCAUGGCAGUGGAUAGGCUCAGCCAAUCAGACCUGGCCGCGAUGCAGAACCGGAAGCGCUUGGCGGAAAGAUUGAACAGCUUGCAAGGAUUGUUUGAGCGCGUUUGUCUGAUAGUGGAGAAGGACCGAACCAAGCCAGGCGAGGCGUCCCGUCCGUUUCAGAGGACACGUCACUACGACAGCACUUUGACAGCACUGGUGCGUACCGGGGUGCGCUUGCUGUGGAGUGAUGGUGCUGAAGUGAGUGCCGGCUUGCUGGCGGACCUGGCACGGCUGGAGCAGCGUAAAGGUCAGGGCAUCGCUGUCCCGCUGGAGGUCAAAGGGCAGCAGAGGCAGCAGGCCCUGCAACUCUACCUGGGCCUGCCCUCCGUCAGCUACGUCCAUGCCCUCAGCAUGAGCCACAACUUCAGGUCAAUUGCUCAACUCAUAAACAGCUCCAUUGAAGCUAUUCAGAAGGGAGGCUGUAUGAGUCGAUCCAGAGCCGAGGAGAUCUACCGCUUCCUGCGCUACUCCUGUGACUCUUCCUUGAUGAACCCAUCAAAAGCAGGAAAAAACAGCUAGCAGGCCAGAGGAGUUACAUUUUAGGAAAACCAUUUUCAAAUCUGUUUCUUUUCCUGUUUCCACUUUCUUUCUCUGCUUCCUCUGUACUUCUUUGUGUACAGUCUCACCAGGGACCAGAGGAUGACAGUUACUAUGCUAUGUAUAAUAACUGUUCUAUCUGAAGUUGAAUCUCCACAAGAGAAGCCUUCUUGCACAAUAAGUUGAAGGGGAGCACCACUUAACUCAAUUGGUAUGUUAUAUAAUACCAUGGGUUUGAUGAAUACUAGACUUUUAUGCUGUAUUUAAAAAAAUCAUUUGGGUGAGAAGUGUUUCUCUUAUUGUUGAGCCAAUACUGUGAAUUUAAGUAAUCAAUAUGUUAUAUACUUGGAUAACUUAUUGUUUUUGUCAAAAUAAUGGAUACAUUUGUUAACGCUACUCUGAAAGAAGUAAAAUAUAUAACAUUUCUUUAAUAAAUAGUGCUGCUAUUUUUAUA
Messenger RNA from Etheostoma cragini (Arkansas darter), 6820 nucleotides. It is a transcript of the gene fancm, whose product is annotated as FA complementation group M. Gene Ontology annotation, biological process: replication fork reversal; double-strand break repair via synthesis-dependent strand annealing; interstrand cross-link repair. The record is from RefSeq and is a predicted model, not a curated record. Lineage: Eukaryota; Metazoa; Chordata; Actinopteri; Perciformes; Percidae. Gene Ontology annotation, molecular function: four-way junction helicase activity; ATP binding; nuclease activity. Bases 1 to 6348 code for a protein of 2115 amino acids. The transcript has 24 exons.